Vigna radiata var. radiata (mung bean) is the source of this 3233-nucleotide messenger RNA. RefSeq names its product proline-rich receptor-like protein kinase PERK9. Gene Ontology annotation, biological process: protein phosphorylation. The record is from RefSeq and is a predicted model, not a curated record. NCBI's taxonomy places the organism in Eukaryota, Viridiplantae, Streptophyta, Magnoliopsida, Fabales, Fabaceae. Gene Ontology annotation, molecular function: protein kinase activity; ATP binding. Bases 691 to 2919 code for a protein of 742 amino acids. The transcript has 8 exons.
GAGACUUGUGAGGUAGCAUUCUUGGAGUCACUGUCACGUGGCUUUUGGAUUUGCGACCCCACACCACAACACAAUCUGCGUAACCGUGUUCCUGACCCCAUUGAAGCCUAGCCUAUGCAGACACGCCACACAAAAACACACCCUCAAUUCAAACAUGUUAUACUAGGUUGAAAAUUCAUCAAUGUUUAUUGCCUUCUACUCAGAAGAAGAAAACGCGUUCAGGAGGGAGACGAUAACAUGGGUACUGUUCAAACAAGGCAAAGAAAAGGUAUUUGAAGUUUGAGGUCUGAGGGAGGACCCUUUCGUUCUUCUUUCUCGUAGUGGUGCUUUGGGUGCUCCACUACGUCAACAAAAUCUGACAACAACAGAAUCUUCAUAGAUUGUGGGGAACAAAAGUACCAUAGAUAACCAUACUGUUGAAAAUUGAAGAAGGAAUAUUGAGUGUUUUUAUUGAGCCAGAAAUGUGAUGCAGAGAUUGACACUGUUAUGUGAUCUGGGUUUUAUGCUGUCACGAGAUUUUGAGGUGUGACACCUCAGGCAUUGGUUUCUUGGUUGGUAAAGUUUGGUGACUAUUGCAGUAGAACUAUCUUCAUUCAAAGUUUUCAUCUUUGCUUCAGGUCUAAGAAUUUCGGUUGUUAUUAUGGGAUCUCAAGUUUAGACCUUUGCUUUGUGCUGAGAUUGACACGUGAUAUGUCCGCAGCGUCGCCGUCUGCGGCGGCAUCUCCACCGCCACAAACACCACCCUCCUCCAACACUAGUCCCUCACCGUCCAACGCCACCACUCCUCCGCAGCAACAAACCCCUUCUUCCACUUCUCCGCCACAACAAGCAGAAUCUCCGCCUCCGCUAAUCCCGUCUCCGGCGGCUCCGCCGCCUACUCCGCCGUCACCGCCACCUAAUUCUUCACCUCCCCCCGUGUCUACAACACCCCCUCCAUCAGUCACUCCAUCAUCACCACCGCCAUCUUCGCCGCAGCCAUCUCCUCCACCGCCACCCCCUCCAUCAGUCCCUCCAUCAUCACCACCGCCAUCUUCGCCGCAGCCAUCUUCUCCACCGCCGCCUUCUUCCGAUGCACCGGCACCGGUGCCACCGAGCUCUCCACCGCCACCACCACCUUCAGCACCAGUUCCAUCAAGAAGCCCUCCGCCACCGCCACCACCAUCAAACCCUCCUAAUAGCUCAUCUCCACUACCACCGCCACAACCAUCAGCAUCAGCUCCCCCACCUAACAACACCCAAACACCGCCGCCGCAGCGAAAUUCACCACCACCUCCGGCCACCACGUUGCCACCAGCCUCGCCACCACGAAAUUCACCAUCUCCUCCGGCUGCACCGCCCCCUAGAAACUCAACUAGGUCACCACCGCCACCUCCGGCAGCGGUGCAUGCGCCGUCACCGAGGUCAUCGCCACCUCCAGCACCUGAACCAUCCAACCCACCUUCUAGGAUUAGUCCUCCUCCCACACCAAGUUCCUCCCUAGCUCCCCCUUCAAAUUCUACGCCAAGCUCAUCACCACCUUUAGUUACUCAAUUGGCCCCGCCACCGCCAUCCCCGUCAAAAGUUUCAUCGCCCCCAUCCCCUACUCCGAACCCGACAGCAGAACCAGGCUCUCCUGGAGGUACAAUCAGCACUGGUGGUGUAGUGGCUAUUGGUGCGGUGGCUGGAUUUCUGCUACUUGGCUUCAUUGGUGUUCUUAUAUGGUGCAUGAGAAGGCAAAAGAGAAAGACUCCUUUGAAUGGUGGUUAUGUCAUGCCAUCCACUCUUGCCUCCUCUCCUGAAUCAGAUUCAUCGUUUUUUAAGACACACUCCUCAGCUCCUCUUGUGCAAAGUGGCUCUGGCAGUGAUAUUGUGUACACACCAUCUGAUCCUGGUGGACUAGGCCACUCAAGGUCAUGGUUUUCAUAUGAAGAACUGAUGAAGGCCACAAAUGGUUUCUCAAGUCAAAAUCUUUUGGGUGAGGGAGGAUUUGGUUGUGUGUAUAAAGGGCACCUUCCUGAUGGAAGAGAGAUAGCAGUGAAACAACUGAAGAUUGGCGGAGGUCAGGGAGAGAGAGAAUUCAAAGCUGAAGUGGAAAUUAUCAGUCGUAUACAUCAUCGCCAUUUGGUUUCUUUAGUGGGAUACUGCAUUGAAGACAGCAGAAGACUACUUGUCUAUGACUACGUUCCUAACAAUACCCUUUACUUCCAUCUACAUGGGGAAAACCAGCCUGUGCUAGAAUGGGCAAACCGUGUCAAAAUUGCAGCUGGUGCAGCCCGUGGACUAGCAUAUCUCCAUGAAGACUGCAACCCUCGGAUCAUUCACAGGGAUAUCAAGUCGUCAAACAUUCUUUUAGAUUUCAAUUAUGAAGCUAAGGUCUCAGAUUUUGGGCUAGCCAAAUUAGCGCUUGAUGCAAAUACGCAUAUUACCACGCGUGUCAUGGGAACUUUUGGGUAUGUUGCCCCUGAAUAUGCUUCAAGUGGUAAAUUGACUGAGAAGUCUGAUGUAUAUUCUUUUGGAGUCGUGCUUUUGGAGCUAAUUACCGGGCGGAAGCCGGUAGAUGUAUCCCAACCUUUGGGAGAUGAAAGCCUGGUUGAAUGGGCUCGGCCUUUACUAAGUCAUGCAAUUGAUACUGAGGAAUUCAGUAGUUUGGCAGAUCCAAGGCUAGAAAAGAAUUACAUUGAGAGUGAAUUGUAUUGCAUGAUUGAGGUUGCUGCAGCUUGUGUGCGGCAUUCAGCUUCAAAGAGACCUCGCAUGGGACAGGUUGUUAGAGCUUUUGAUAGCUUAGGAGGUUCUGAUCUAACUAAUGGAAUGCAACUUGGCGAAAGUGAGGUGUUUGACUCUGCACAACAAUCUGAAGAAAUAAGAUUAUUUCGGAGAAUGGCAUUUGGUAGUCAAAAUUAUAGCACAGAUUUCUUUAGCCGUGCUAGUUUGAAUCCAUGAAAGGGCACUGUGUACAUAAUGGAAGAGCUUAUUUCAAAGAUCUUGUGAAGCUGAGUCAAUGGCUGGCUCUGGUUGAGCUUUUGUUGCUUGCAGAUAUGGCUAAGGUGCUUGCAUUCUUGCUUUUGAUUCUGAAAUUGACAGCAUCAUUCUUCUACCUGAAUUUCAUCAUUCUUUUCAUUAGCUGGUUCUUUUGGCAGCAAUUUUGGCUUUGUAAUUAGAAUUUGUAAAAAGUUACCUUCUACAACACUCACCAUUACAAUGAUUAACAUAUUAGUUGAUUUGUUAUGUAAUGAUAGAAUAGAUGUGUGACUAUC